AUGGUGACAAAGAUCAUCGCUUCUGGGAAGGACCGCGCCACAGCGAUCAGAAAAAUAUCUCUGGCUCUGGAGAAACCUACCGUCAUUGGCGUAGAGAUGAAUCUCCGGUAUUUGCCGCAAACUAUGACUUGGAACGCUUUCACUACUGGAGAAUUAACGACAAAUACAUUUAACAGGUUUCCAUCCCAAGCCGAGGGGGUUGAGACCAUUGAAGCUGGGUCUGAUACGCAUAUACAUGUCGUUCCAGAACGCCAAGGGCUGUGCCACAUUGGUGACCCGCCCUCUCGCCCAAUGGAUUCCUACUCUUUCCGCCUCGCUAACAAAGUAGUUGGCAAUGAGGACGGUGCCCUAGUCUUUGAAUACUCAAUACAAGGUCAUACUCCGCUGUUCCAUUGCCAGGCCACUGUUGCUGUUGUUGGUGCCAAUUCGCCUGUAUUCGUCGACGGCGCAUGA
Molecule: messenger RNA, 453 nt
Organism: Penicillium arizonense
Lineage: Eukaryota; Fungi; Ascomycota; Eurotiomycetes; Eurotiales; Aspergillaceae
Exons: 1
Coding region: 1-453 (150 amino acids)
Source: RefSeq, a predicted model, not a curated record